Molecule: messenger RNA, 1676 nt
Organism: Sitophilus oryzae (rice weevil)
Lineage: Eukaryota; Metazoa; Arthropoda; Insecta; Coleoptera; Curculionidae
Product: spermine oxidase
Exons: 7
Coding region: 123-1586 (487 amino acids)
Molecular function (GO): polyamine oxidase activity
Source: RefSeq, a predicted model, not a curated record
AACAUAAACAAUAAUUUUUUGAUGAAAUCAAAACAUGUGUACAGCUGAAAUAACUUAUUUAGUUACAAUUCAUUUUAUAAAGAGUUAAAAUCGCUCGUUUUAAAAUUAAUUAUUAUUAAAUAAUGGUACAAAAGGAGGAAAUAAAAAUUAUAAUUGUUGGUGCUGGUGCCUCAGGAAUUGCAGCCGGUACUAAACUUUUAGAAAAUGGUUUCAAUAACAUAACGAUUUUAGAAGCAGAGAAUAGGAUUGGAGGUAGAAUAAAUUCUGUUGAAUUUGGAGGAAGUGUAGUGGACAUUGGAGGACAAUGGGUGCACGGAGAAAAGAAUAAUAUAAUAUAUGAAAUGGUAAAAGAUUUAGACUUGAUCGCUCCAUCUUCGUUACCACCAGACCCUGGAAUGUCUUUUUUUCUACCAAACGGUACUUCGCCCGAUAAAACAAUUACUGACAAAUUAUUUGCUACAGCAAUUAAGGUAAAGGACGAUAAAGAAACCGCCUCCAGAUACAGAGGAAACUUUGCUGAAUACUUUACAACAGAAUAUAAGAAGCGAGUGAAAGAAGAUUUCUUCCCAGCAGAUGAAGAUAUUUUGCAAUUGUCCGAUUUAGUGCUAGACUGGUUCAAAAAAUUCAUGAUCCUCCUAAACCCAGCUGAAUCCUGGAACCAACUGUCAACCACGAGUCAUUACGUUUUUCAGCCAUGCGAAGGCGAUCCUCUGUUGGGAUGGAAAGGCAAAGGUUACAAAACAAUCAUUGAUGUCAUGAAAAAAAAAAUUCCCGACCCUUCCAAAGAGCUACCAAUCGAUAAUAAGAUUAUUGUUAAUAAGGAAGUUAAUAGGAUCAUUUGGAAUAGAAGUACCGAUGAUAAAGUUAUUGUUAAGUGUUCUGAUGGUUCUAAAUAUUCUGCUGAUCAUGUUAUUGUGACGGUAUCUGUGGGGGUGUUAAAAGACGUAUAUAAAAAAGUAUUUGAACCAGCAUUGCCCAAUAAAAAGGUCAACGCUAUUGAAAAUGUACCACUAGGCACUGUUAAUAAGAUUCUUUUGAAAUUCCCUUACAAAUGGUGGCCAAGUACCGUAAAAGAUAUAAGUUUUCUGUGGUCAGAAGAGGACAAAGAAAGCUUACGAGAAUUUUCGUCUGGACCUGUAGUUAAUGGAAGAUCAUGGUUAGAGAAUCUCUUUAGCUUCAUUGCUAUAGAUAGCCAUCCAAACGUAUUGCUUGGAUGGGUCAAUGGGCCUACGUCAAAAUUAGUAGAGUUACUGCCCGACGAAUCUGUUAUUAGCGGUGCUAUGUAUAUGUUAAGAAAGUUUGCAGGAAAACAAUUUGAUAUUCCAGAACCUAAUGGAAUUUUAAGAUCCAAAUGGGGCAGUAAUCCACAUUUUCGAGGAUCCUAUACUUACGUGAGUGCCAAUAUGGAAAAUGCAAAAGCGAGCGCCAAUGAUCUUGCCGAACCAUUAAUAGCUCAUAGUAAACCAGCGGUUUUAUUUGCUGGAGAAUCAACUCAUGCUACUUUAUUUUCAACUGUCAGUGGUGCUAUGGAGACAGGAUACAGAGAAGCUCAGAGAAUCAUUGAUUUUUAUAGAAAAAAUGCAUAAAUUGAAAUAUUUUAUUUUUAAUUAAAUAUUAAUGAAAUCGAUUACAUUUGUCUCUGAAAUUGUGAAAAAUAAAACGAAAUAUACAAGGAU